AUAUAUAUGUGAGCCAUGGCAGCUGUUCAGAUACAAAAUAUGCCAGCCGCUACAAAUAAAUGGAUUAAAUACAACAACAAUCACACACACAAACAGUCGACRACGACGACGACGACGCAACUGUGCUGUCAGCUGUCGCUGUUGCUGCCGCUGAUUGCACUCAGCGCAUUGCCGCACGCCAGCAGCAACAGCAUUAAUAGCAGCGGCAGCAGCAGCAGCAAUGCAAACAAAAACAACAACGACAACAUUGAAACAUUUGGCGUGCGCAAAGCUCCGUUGGAACUGGAACUGGAGCAGGAGGAGGCCAAUGGCAAUUCGCUGAACAUGAUACAGCGCAACUACAUGAUCAUGCACCCAGCGGGCGCCGCGUCGGCGCACAGCGAUGCUGGCAUCGAUCACAGCCGGUCGCUGAAGCGUGCCUCGUUAACCAACUCGAGCAUCACCUGCAACGAUGGCACCCACGCGGGCUUCUAUCUGCGCAAGCAGCCCAACUCCAAGAAAUGGAUCGUGUUUCUCGAGGGCGGCUGGCACUGCUUCGACAAUCGUUCGUGCCGUGCGCGUUGGCUGCGUCUACGCCAUCUGAUGACCUCCUCCCAGUGGCCAGAGACAAGAGAUGCUGGUGGCAUUCUGUCUCCGCAUGCCGAGGAGAACCCCUACUGGCACAAUGCCAACCAUGUGCUGGUGCCCUACUGCAGCAGCGACUCCUGGUCGGGCACGCGCAUCGAGCCGGACACACGAGAUCGCGAUAACACCUGGCGCUUCAUGGGCGCUCUGAUACUGCGCCAGGUGAUUGCCGACCUGAUACCCUUGGGUCUGGGCCGUGUGCCCGGCGGCGAGCUGCUGCUGGUGGGCUCCUCUGCAGGUGGACUCGGCGUCAUGCUCAACCUGGAUCGCGUGCGCGACUUUCUGGUCAACGAGCGCAAGCUGCAGGUGACAGUGCGAGGCGUCAGCGAUUCGGGUUGGUUUCUAGAUCGUGAGCCAUAUACACCAUCGGCUGUGGCCUCCAGCGAGGCAGUACGUCUGGGCUGGAAGCUGUGGCAGGGCUUGUUGCCCGAGGACUGCACCAAGGCGCAUCCCACAGAACCUUGGCGCUGCUACUUCGGCUAUCGCCUGUAUCCCACACUGAAAACUCCACUCUUUGUGUUCCAGUGGCUCUUCGAUGAGGCGCAAAUGCGCGCCGACAAUGUGGGCGCGCCCGUCACGCCCCAGCAAUGGAACUACAUACACGAGAUGGGCGGCGCACUGCGCUCCUCGCUGGACAAUGUGAGCGCCGUGUUCGCGCCCAGCUGCAUUGGCCAUGCGGUGCUGCUGAAGCGCGACUGGGUCAACAUCAAGAUCGACGACAUCUCGCUGCCCUCGGCGCUGCGCUGCUGGGAGCACUCGACGCGGCCGCGACGCAAGCGACACGACAAGCUGAAGCGCAGCACGGAGGCUACGACAACGGCGCUGCAGCAGCAGCAGCAUCAGCAGCGACAUCCGAAUGCGAACAACCAAAGACAUCAACGCCAUCGCCAGCGGGCACAGAAGCUGAACAAUGUGGCUCAGGCGCAGCCAGCGCCGCAGCGCAAAAGGAAUCACCUGAGCAAAGAGCAGCGCGAGGAGCGCAAGCGUCGCCGUCAAGAGCGACAGCGACGUAAGCAGCGACGUCGCCAGCAGCAGCUGCAGCGCAAGCGCGAGAACGAAGCAGCGGCCAGCAACAGCAGCAAUAAAAACAACAACAAGCAGCGUCGCCGUCCACAGCUGACCGCUGAGCAGCAGCUGCAGCGCAAGCAGCAGCGCCAGCAACGACGCAAGCAGCAACAGCAGCUGCAGCAGGAGCAGCCGAGCGAGCCGCAGAAGCGACGAGCUUCCAACAGCGCCACCAAGCUGAAGCCGCGACAGCGUGUGCCGCGCGUGCCCGAGAAGUGUGGACUGCGGCUGCUGGAGCGUUGCAGCUGGCCGCAGUGCAACCACUCGUGCCCCACGCUCACGAAUCCGCUGACCGGCGAGGAGAUGCGCUUCCUCGAACUGCUCACCUCCUUCGGUCUGGACAUCGAAGCCGUGGCCGCAGCACUCGGCGUCGAUAUGCACACGCUGAACAACAUGGAACGAACGGAGCUGGUGAAUCUGCUCACGCAGCAGGUGAGCUGAAGGAGCAGCGUCAUUAGGUUUUACUGCAUAGAUACCCUGUAAAUAGUCGGCCUGUAUAUAGAUAUAGCCAUAGACUGUAUAGC
Molecule: messenger RNA, 2213 nt
Organism: Drosophila arizonae
Lineage: Eukaryota; Metazoa; Arthropoda; Insecta; Diptera; Drosophilidae
Gene: Notum
Product: palmitoleoyl-protein carboxylesterase notum
Molecular function (GO): hydrolase activity
Source: RefSeq, a predicted model, not a curated record